GUCAGCAGCGCCUCAGCUUCAGGCGACCCCGCGCGGCUGCGAGCGGCCCUACAGGAUAGGUACCGUUAGUCCCUCGCCGCGCGCCGUAGCACCGGCGCUGCUACUUCCUGUGCCCGUGGACCCGGAUGUGCCGAGCGGCUGCGGCGCGCUCGAGCCUCCCGGCUGUCCUGACGCGGCGGAGCGCGGCUUUUGCUCGCGGUGCAAGCGAACGGGAUAGCGUCAGCGGGGGAACAGUACAUUGGAUAGAAAAGGGAGGUGAUAAUGCACCAUGGCAGUGGUCCUCAGAAUGUCCAACAUCAGCUGCAGAGGUCUAGGUCCUUCACUGGGAGUGAAGAGGAGCAGCCAGCCCAUCCCAACUUACCCCCAUCUCCUGCAGCGCCUUUCGCUCCAUCAGCCAGUCCAUCUGCACCCCAAUCCCCUGGGUACCAGAUACAGCAGCUGAUGAGCAGAAGUCCUGUGGCCGGGCAGAAUGUGAACAUCACACUGCAGAAUGUUGGCCCAGUUGUGGGAGGAAACCAGCAGAUCACACUGGCCCCCCUGCCACUGCCCAACCCCACUUCUCCAGGUUUUCAGUUUGGUGCCCAGCAAAGGCGCUUUGAGCAUGGCUCUCCAUCAUACAUUCAAGUUACUUCUCCGAUGUCGCAGCAGGUCCAGACUCAAAGCCCCACACAGCCUAGCCCUGGGCCAGGGCAAACCCUGCAGAAUGUGCGUGCAGGUGCUCCAGGUCCUGGGCUGGGCAUAUGCAGCAACAGCCCCACUGGAGGCUUUGUGGAUGCCAGUGUGCUUGUGAGGCAGAUCAGCUUGAGUCCAUCAAGUGGUGGUCACUUUGUAUUUCAGGAGGCACCAGGCCUGACUCAGAUGGCCCAGGGAGCCCAGGUUCAACUCCAGCAUUCAGGAGCUCCCAUCACUGUCCGAGAACGGAGACUCUCCCAACCUCAUGCACAGUCGGGAGGCACCAUCCACCAUCUAGGGCCUCAGAGCCCUGCAGCUGCAGGAGGCACUGGACUUCAACCUCUGGCCAGCCCAAACCACAUCACCACGGCCAGCCUGCCACCCCAGAUCAGCAGCAUUAUUCAGGGCCAGUUGAUACAGCAACAGCAGCAGGUGCUUCAGGGACAGCCAAUGAACCGAUCUCUGGGAUUUGAGAGGACACCUGGUGUGCUGCUUCCUGGCGUGGGAGGGCCUUCAGCAUUUGGGAUGACAUCCCCACCACCACCCACCAGCCCUUCCAGAACCACCAUGCCUCCAGGCCUUUCCAGUGUGCCUCUUACAUCUAUGGGAAGCUCAGGAAUGAAGAAGGUUCCCAAGAAGUUGGAGGAGAUCCCCCCAGCCUCCCAAGAGAUGGCACAGAUGAGGAAGCAGUGUCUGGACUACCACUACAAGGAAAUGGAGGCACUCAAGGAAGUCUUCAAGGAGUACCUGAUUGAACUGUUCUUCUUGCAACAUCUACAGGGAAACAUGAUGGAUUUCUUGGCUUUUAAAAAGAAGCACUAUGCCCCUUUACAAGCGUAUCUUAGGCAGAAUGAUUUGGACAUUGAAGAGGAGGAGGAGGAAGAGGAAGAGGAGGAAGGAAAAUCUGAAGUUAUCAACGAUGAGCACCAAUCCCUGACUGGGAGCCUAGUGGUGGGGCCUGGCAGUGCCACAGAAGCCGACCCCUUUAAGAGGCAACAGGUGAUGCCACCCACAGAGCAGUCUAAGAGACCUCGUCUUGAAGUGGGUCAUCCAGGGGUAGUUUUCCAGCAUCCAGGGGUGAAUGCAGGAGUCCCUCUGCAGCAGUUAAUGCCAACAGUCCAAGGAGGGAUGCCCCCAACUCCUCAGGCCACACAGCUCACUGGACAGAAGCAGAGUCAGCAGCAGUACGACCCUUCCACAGGGCCUCCUGUGCAGAACGCCGCCAGCUUGCAUACCCCACCACCACAGCUUCCUGCGAGGCUGCCUCCGGCCAGUGUCCCAGCCACAGCCCUCCCUUCCACCUUACAGUUUUCACAGCAGUCACAGAUGGUGGAGGCUUCAACUCAGCUCCAAAUCCCUGUGAAGACUCAACAGCUAAAUGCCCCCAUCCCUGCCCCCCUGCCCAGCCAGCUCCCUGCUCCUUCUUCACAGCCCGCCCAGCCGGCCCUACAUGUUCCGAUGCCCGGGAAGGCGCAGAUGCAGACAUCUCAGCUUUCCUCCCAGACCCAGACAGUGGCAUCGACCAGGCCCCCCUUGGACUCUGCCCAGCCCUGCCAGCGGUCUCUGCCCACUUCCUCCUCUUCCUCAUCCCUUGUACCUGUGAGUGGCUCAGGUCCUGGACCCUCACCUGCUCGUUCUUCACCAGUGAACAGACCCUCUUCUGCUACCAACAAGGCUCUGUCUCCCAUCACUUCUCGGUCUCCAGGGGUGGCAGUAUCAGCUCCUCCUAAGCCACAGAGUCCUGCUCAGAAUGCAGCCUCAUCCCAGGACGGUUCUCAGGAUAAACUGGCAGAACAAAUAACACUGGAAAACCAGAUCCAUCAGCGAAUAGCAGAUUUAAGGAAGGAAGGCUUGUGGUCCCUAAGGCGGUUGCCAAAGCUUCAAGAGGCCCCACGCCCGAAAUCUCACUGGGACUAUUUGCUGGAAGAGAUGCAGUGGAUGGCCACAGACUUUGCUCAAGAGCGGAGGUGGAAGUUGGCUGCUGCUAAGAAGCUUGUCAGAACUGUAGCCCGGCAUCAUGAGGAAAAGAAACUUCGUGAGGAAAGAGGGAAGAAGGAAGAACAGAGCAGACUGAGGCGCAUUGCUGCCACUACUGCCAGAGAAAUAGAAUAUUUUUGGUCAAAUAUUGAACAGGUUGUGGAAAUAAAAUUACAAGUAGAAUUAGAAGAGAAAAGAAAAAAAGCCUUAAAUUUACAGAAAGUUUCCAGAAGAGGUAAAGAGUCCAGAUUAAAGGGAUUUGAUACAUCACCAGAACACUCUCUGGAUCUAGGAAUAUCUGGAAGGAAAAGAAAAGCUAGCACAUCUUUGACUGAUGAUGAAGUGGAAGAUGAAGAAGAGACCAUUGAAGAGGAGGAAGCACACGAAGGGCUUGUAGACCACCACACAGAACUUACUAAUCUGGCCAAAGAAGCUGAGUUGCCCUUAAUCGAUUUGAUGAAGUUGUAUGAAGGUGCCUUUCUGCCAAAUUUUCAGUGGCCACAGCCUGAACCUGAUCAUGAAGAGUCAAGUGGGGAAGAAGAUGUAGAAGACUGUCCUAGUGACAGGGAGAGCCGGAGGGACUCCGUUCUCAUUGACUCACUCUUCAUCAUGGAUCAGUUUAAAGCUGCAGAGAGAAUGAGCAUUGGAAAAUCCAACACCAAGGACAUCACAGAAGUUACUGCUGUGGCUGAAGCCAUCCUCCCUAAGGGCAGUGCCCGAGUCACAACUGCGGUGAAGUUUAGUGCUCCAUCUUUGUUGUAUGGUGCUCUCCGAGACUAUCAGAAGAUAGGCCUGGACUGGUUGGCCAAGCUAUACCGGAAGAAUCUCAAUGGCAUAUUGGCUGAUGAAGCAGGGCUUGGGAAAACUGUGCAGAUCAUUGCUUUUUUUGCUCACCUUGCCUGUAAUGAAGGUAACUGGGGCCCUCAUCUUGUUGUCAUGAGGAGUUGUAACAUACUCAAGUGGGAACUCGAGUUGAAACGCUGGUGUCCUGGCCUCAAAACUCUUUCUUAUGUUGGCAGCCACAGAGAACUCAAAGCAAAGAGACAGGAGUGGACCGAGCCCAAUAACUUCCACAUCUGCAUCACGUCCUAUAAGCAGUUCUUCAGGGGCUACACUGCCUUCUCAAGGGUGCACUGGAAAUGCCUUGUUGUUGACGAAAUGCAGAGGGUGAAGGGCAUGACUGAGCGGCACUGGGAAGCCAUCUUCAAGCUGCAGAGCCAGCAGCGCCUGCUUCUGAUCGAUGUUCCUCUGCACAACACUUUCCUGGAGCUCUGGACCAUGGUGCACUUCCUCAUUCCUGGGAUCUCCAGGCCUUAUCUGAGCUUUCCUCUGAAAGCCCCCAAUGAGGAAAACCAGGAUUACUAUCACAAAAUGGUCAUAAGGUUACACAGGGUCACACAGCCAUUUAUUUUGAGGAGAACCAAGAGAGAUGUGGAGAAACAGCUAACCAGGAAAUAUGAGCAUGUUCUGAAGUGCCGCCUUUCCAGUCGUCAGAAGGCCUUAUAUGAGGAUGUCAUCCUACAGCCUAGGACUCAGGAAGCUCUGAAGAGUGGACAUUUUGUCAGUGUCUUGAGUGUUCUGACACGGCUACAGCGAAUCUGCAACCAUCCUGGACUAGUAGAGCCACGGGUACCAGGCUCCUCCUUUGCAGCAGGCUCUCUGCAGUAUAAGUCAGCCUCUCUAAUUCUCAGAGUUCUGGAGAGAGAGUUCUGGAAGGAAACCGACCUUUCUAUAUUUGAUCUCAUUGGGCUAGAAAAUAAAAUCACUCGCCAUGAAGCUGAAUUACUGUGUAAGAAAAAAGUGACUCGGAAACUCAUGGAGGAAGUCUUUGCUUCACCUCCUCCGUCAGCCCGACCAGCAGCAGUGAAGCUCAAGGCCAGCAGGUUAUUUCAGCCUGUGCAAUAUGGCCAGAAGCCUGAGGGUCGCACUGUGGCAUUCCCCAGCACACAUCCACCUCGGAUGGCAAACACCAACACAUCCACCGCCACUCCACAGGGCCAGGUUCGAGGACGGCCGCCGAUUGCUACUUUCUCUGCCAACCCAGAUACAAAAGGUGGGGAAGUAGUGAAAAUAGCUCAGCUGGCGUCUAUUGCAGGGCCACAGAGCCGUGUGGCCCAGCCAGAGACACCUGUGACACUACAGUUCCAAGGGAACAAAUUCACCUUGUCACAUAGCCAGCUGCGGCAGCUCACAGCAGGCCAGCCUCUGCAGCUGCAAGGUAGUGUACUCCAGAUCGUGUCAGCCCCUGGACAGCCCUACCUUCGAGCCCCUGGCCCUGUGGUGAUGCAGACUGUGUCUCAGGCAGGUGCUGUGCAUAGCACCCUGGGGAGCAAGCCCCCAACCAGUGGCCCCAGCCCUGCACCCUUGACCCCACAAGUUGGUGUUCCGGGUCGAGUAGCAGUGAGUGCUAUGGCUGUUGGAGAACCUGGCCUGGCUUCCAAACCAGCUUCUCCUGCUGCAGGGCCAACCCAGGAGGAGAAGAGCCGACUUUUGAAGGAACGGUUGGAUCAGAUUCAUUUUAUCAAUGAACGACGUUGUUCCCAGGCUCCAGUGUAUGGCAGAGACUUGCUGAGGAUUUGUUCCCUUCCUGGAAGAAGGAAGAGGCCUUUGUGCUGGUCUUUGGAUAGCAACUUUGGGAAGGGUCCUAAAGGAGUAAACUAUGACAUGUCACUCUCAAAGAGUGAAGGUGAUCUGAUUUUGACAUUGAGUCAAGAGUCUCUUCAAGAUGUUCUUGGCAGGGUGGCCUGUGUGAUUCCUCCAGUGGUGGCUACACCACCCUCCCUGUGGGUCGCGAGGCCGCCCUCAUUGUAUAGCAGCAGGUUGAGAGCUCUGAGGCAGUGCCUGAGGGAGCACACCGGUCCUUACCACCGGCAGCUGCAACAACUAACAGCACUGCGCUCACUGCAGUUCCCGGAGCUGAGGCUGGUGCAGUUUGACUCAGGGAAGUUAGAAGCUUUAGCAAUCCUGCUACAGAAACUAAAAUCUGAAGGACGUCGGGUACUGAUUUUAUCUCAGAUGGUUCUUAUGCUAGACAUUUUAGAGAUGUUCUUGAACUUCCAUUAUCUCACUUAUGUACGGAUUGAUGAAAAUGCCAACAGUGAACAACGACAGGAGCUGAUGAGGAGCUUCAACAGAGACAGGCGGAUUUUCUGUGCCCUUCUCUCUACCCAUAGUCGUGCCACUGGCAUAAACCUUGUUGAGGCUGACACUGUGGUGUUUUAUGACAAUGACCUAAAUCCAGUUAUGGAUGCCAAAGCCCAGGAGUGGUGUGAUAGAAUUGGGAGGUGCAAGGACAUCCACAUAUACAGGCUUGUCAGUGGCAAUUCUAUUGAAGAGAAAUUGUUAAAAAAUGGAACUAAAGAUUUGAUCCGUGAAGUAGCUGCUCAAGGAAAUGACUAUUCAAUGGCCUUCUUAACGCAGCGAACUAUCCAGGAGCUGUUUGAAGUCUACUCACCUAUGGAUGAUACUGGCUUUCCUGUGAAAGCUGAGGAAUUCGUGGUGCUUUCUCAGGAACCAUCUGUCAGUGAAACUAUCGCACCCAAGAUUGCAAGACCUUUCAUAGAGGCCCUCAAGAGCAUCGAGUGUCUGGAGGAAGAUGCACAGAGGUCCACAGAGGAAGCUGUGCCUGGAUCCAGCAGUGUAGCUGUCUCCUCAGACUCAGAUGGCUCUAGAUAUGACGAGGAACCAUCACAGCUGGAGGAGCUGGCUGACUUUAUGGAACAGCUUACUCCAAUUGAAAAAUAUGCAUUGAAUUACUUGGAAUUGUUCCAUACGACCACUGAACAAGAAAAAGAGAGAAUCAGUGAGGAUUUGGUAAUGGCGUCAAUGAAGGACUGGGAAACCCGAAAUGCUAGAGCCCUGCAGGAAAGGGAGGCCCGGCUACAGCUGGAGCAGGAGGAGGCAGAGCUCCUCACCUACACUCGGGAGGACGCCUAUACUAUGGAGUAUGUCUAUGAAGAUGCUGAUGGACAAACAGAAGUCAUGCCGCUCUGGACACCACCCACCCCUCCUCAGGAUGACAAUGAUAUCUACAUUGACUCAGUUAUGUGUCUCAUGUAUGAGACCACACCCAUCCCAGAAGCUAAGCUGCCUCCUGUUUAUGUGAGGAAGGAGCGCAAGCGGCACAAAACAGACCCCUCAGCUGCAGGCCGGAAGAAGAAGCAGCGGCAUGGUGAGGCAGUUGUCCCGCCCCGGUCCUUGUUUGACCGGGCAACACCUGGUAUGUUGAAAAUCCGGCGUGAAGGCAAAGAGCAGAAGAAGAACCUGCUGCUGAAGCAGCAGACACCUUUUGCCAAGCCUCUGCCCACCUAUGUCAAGUCCUCAGGGGAACCUGCCCAGGACAGUCCUGACUGGCUCAUUGGCGAGGACUGGGCCUUGCUACAGGCUGUAAAGCAGUUGCUUGAGCUGCCCUUGAACCUCACGAUUGUGUCACCUGCCCACACUCCUAAUUGGGACCUUGUCAGUGAUGUUGUCAACUCCUGUAGUCGAAUCUACCGUUCUUCCAAGCAGUGCCGGAAUCGUUAUGAGAACGUCAUCAUUCCCAGGGAGGAGGGGAAGAGUAAGAACAAUCGUCCUCUCCGCACAAGCCAGAUUUAUGCUCAGGAUGAAAACGCCACUCACACCCAGUUGUACACGAGCCACUUUGAGCUGAUGAAAAUGACAGCUGGCAAGAGAAGCCCCCCAAUCAAGCCUCUGCUUGGCAUGAAUCCCUUUCAGAAGAACCCCAAGCAUGCCUCUGUCCUGGCAGAAAGUGGAAUCAACUAUGACAAGCCGCUGCCUCCCAUUCAAGUUGCAUCUCUCCGUGCAGAGCGAAUUGCAAAAGAGAAAAAGGCUUUGGCUGAUCAGCAGAAGGCACAGCAGCCACCAGUGACACAGCCGCCCCCUCAGCAACAACAGCAGCAGCAACAGCAGCAGCAGCAGCAACAGCAGCAGCAGCAACCCCCGCCACCUCCACAGCAGCCACCACCACCAGUGCCGCAGCCACAGGCAGCAAGCAGUCAGACACCAGCAGGGCAGCCUGCUGUCCAGCCCCAGCCCCAGCCCCAGGUCCAGACCCAGCCACAGCCUGUGCAGCCACAGUCAAAGGGGCAGCCCACAAUGACGACUGUGGGCAGUGCUGCUGUGCUGGCAGGAACCAUUAAAACAUCAGUCACUGGAACAAGCAUCCCUACAGGGACUGUAAGUGGAAAUGUGAUUGUGAACACAAUAGCUGGUGUCCCUGCUGCUACUUUCCAGUCCAUUAACAAGCGUCUGGCAUCACCUGUGGCUCCUGGAACUUUGACUACGUCUGGAGGUUCUGCUCCUGCUCAGGUGGUCCACACUCAACAACGAGCAGUUGGUUCCCCAGCCACUGCCACCACUGACCUGGUAUCCAUGACAACUACUCAAGGUGUUCGAGCAGUUACUUCAGUGACGGCCUCAGCUGUGGUCACUACCAACCUGACUCCAGUGCAGACUCCAACCCGUUCCUUAGUAACCCAGGUGUCUCAAGCCACAGGGGUUCAGCUACCUGGAAAAACCAUCACCCCUGCUGCUCAUUUCCAGCUUCUUAGGCAGCAGCAGCAACAGCAGCAGCAGCAGCAGCAGCAACAGCAGACUUCCCAGGUGCAAGUUCCACAGCUCCAGAGCCAGGCCCAAUCUCCUGCACAGAUCAAAGCUGUGAGCAAGCUAGGACCGGAACACAUCAUCAAGAUGCAGAAACAGAAGAUGCAGCUGCCACCACAGCCCCCACCACCGCAGGCCCAGCCAGGUCCCCCACAGCAACCAGCGCAAGUGCAAGUACAGACUCCACAGCCCCCACAGCAACAGCAGAGUCCUCAGCUUACCACAGUCACGGCCCCACGGCCUGGGGCUUUGCUCACAGGCACCACAGUGACCAACCUUCAGGUGGCCCGGCUUACCCGAGUCCCUACUUCUCAGCUGCAGGCACAAGGGCAGAUGCAAACUCAGACGCCCCAGCCUGCUCAGGUGGCCUUGGCAAAGCCUCCGGUGGUAUCUGUCCCAGCAGCUGUGGUCUCCUCGCCAGGGGUCACGACCCUGCCUAUGAACGUUGCAGGGAUCAGCGUGGCAAUUGGACAGCCACAAAAAACAGCAGGGCAGACGGUCGUGGCCCAACCCGUCAAUGUCCAACAGCUGCUGAAGUAUAAGCAGCAGACAGCCGUCCAACAGCAGAAGGCCAUCCAGCCACAAGUUGCCCAGGGCCAGGCUGCUGUUCAGCAGAAGCUGACCACCCAACAGAUCACUACUCAGGGCCCGCAGCAGAAGGUCGCUUAUGCUGCCCAGCCAGCCCUUAAAACCCAGUUUCUGACCACACCCAUCUCCCAGGCCCAGAAACUGGCCGGGACUCAGCAGGUUCAGACUCAGAUCCAGGUUGCAAAACUUCCUCAAGUUGUGCAGCAACAAACACCUGUGGCCAGUAUACAACAAGUUGCAUCAGCUUCUCAGCAGGCUUCUCCACAGACGGUGACGCUCACACAGGCAACGGCAGCAGGGCAACAGGUACAGAUGAUCCCAACGGUGACUGCAACAGCCCAGCUGGUGCAGCAGAAGCUCAUCCAGCAGCAGGUGGUGACGACAGCCUCAGCAUCACUGCAGACCCCUGGUGGCCCAAGCCCAGCACAGCUUCCAGCCAGCUCUGACAGCCCAAGCCAGCAGCCAAAGUUGCAAAUGAGAGUUCCUGCUGUGAGGCUGAAGACGCCCACCAAACCUCCAUGCCAGUAGGAUGGAAAUUGGUUGAUACUAUGUUAGGCUGUCCUGGCAGAACUCUAUACUGUUUGUGGACUCUGGGAUCUGCUGCCUAUAGGGUGGCUGGCUACACAGUUGUUUGACUUUGUCCUGUGUACAUGUGACAGUGGCAAUCCAUGGCAGUGCACAGUUUCUCUUAGUGUGCACAGCUCAGUACUUGGUAGGACUCCAUAUCCUACCAUUGUUGGAUACCACUACUGUUCAGCACAUGCAUUGUAGUCCUUCAGCAGGAGAGAUCCAAGUCUCUUUCCAGAGCCUCCACUCUGGUCCUCUCUCUUAAAGUGCAUAUACCCUUCUCAGUAUGGCUUUUGUUACAGGCACCCAUCUUGCCCCCGUGAACAUUAGCUUUGAUUUGAAUGAUGCUCUGGGGCUGAUACCAUCUCUGUAUAGUAAGUUUGUGUUUAGACACAUUUUACUAGGCACCUCCGUGGAUCCUUUACAGUGUUCUUGUGACAAGCUAGUGUGGGUCUCAGGUGCUGUAGCCUGGUGGAGUUGAAACCAACGUUACUUUCCCUUACUUUUCUCCUGGUCUAGGCUUAGUCUGGGAAGCCUAGUAUUUGCUUAGGAAGGCAUCAUUUGGUCCACCCCACCCCUGGCAGCACUUUAUCAAUUUCAGAUGUCAUGGCUGAACUGUUGUGCCUGUUACGGCCCAUUGCAGUUGAAGGGGUUAGUUAAAAUGAAGCCAAGUCCUAUCUGUGUUUACUCUUCUUACUAUUGCAAGGUGACUAUGCCAGAGCGGAAGGUCCAUGUUCCACAUCAGUGCUGAUGCCUGUCCUCUGGCCUGAAUUGCCUGUGCUGUCAUGUUAGCACUGCAGCCUGGAAGUGGUUGUGUUGUGUGCCAUCAUGUCUAUCCCACUGUUUGUGUCCUGUGUGGGCAGGAAUGUGACAAUACCUGAUGCCACCCAGAACUCACUUUUGAGCUCUUAAUGUGAAACAUGGGGAAAGUAGCAGGUGUUGAAAAACAGAAGAGGUCCUGUAUGCAGUCUCAUAAACAAAACCCCAUCAUUUUGUCUUGGUGUGUGCUGUGUUGGGAAGCUUUGGAGGUUCCUAGGUACCUGGUAUCUGGCUCCCAGCAGCAGCUCCUGUUCCUUGUAGAUCCAUGGGCUCCUUUGUGAACAACAUACCUUUUUCUCCAUCCUUCUCACUGUGGUGGCAGCCUUCUUCAGUGUGCCCAAGCCAUGUUUGGUGGGACCCAAAAGGCAAUGUGAGAAGCAGAGUCUUCAUUUUUGGCAGUUGCUUUUGUUUAUUUUUCAACCAGAUAGCUGUUGUGUUUUUUUAAAAAUGUAAGAAACAGGACUGAAAUUGUAAAUACUUUGUAAACACAAGCAUUUGUACUUGAAUAGGAUUUUAAAAGGACAAGAUGUCCUACUAAGCAAAGGCUAAUAAAUAACCUUUCUACACCUUU
This is a messenger RNA of Mus musculus (house mouse), 10798 nucleotides long. It is a transcript of the gene Ep400, whose product is annotated as E1A binding protein p400. Lineage: Eukaryota; Metazoa; Chordata; Mammalia; Rodentia; Muridae. Bases 262 to 9369 code for a protein of 3035 amino acids. The transcript is spliced from 52 exons. Gene Ontology annotation, biological process: positive regulation of double-strand break repair via homologous recombination; regulation of cell cycle; nervous system development. Gene Ontology annotation, cellular component: Swr1 complex; NuA4 histone acetyltransferase complex; nucleosome. Gene Ontology annotation, molecular function: protein antigen binding; ATP binding; chromatin binding. The record is from RefSeq and is marked validated.